Molecule: messenger RNA, 2418 nt
Organism: Pelobates fuscus (common spadefoot toad)
Lineage: Eukaryota; Metazoa; Chordata; Amphibia; Anura; Pelobatidae
Gene: NDEL1
Product: nudE neurodevelopment protein 1 like 1
Exons: 9
Coding region: 106-1140 (344 amino acids)
Biological process (GO): centrosome localization; regulation of neuron projection development; vesicle transport along microtubule
Cellular component (GO): kinesin complex; kinetochore; centrosome
Molecular function (GO): microtubule binding
Source: RefSeq, a predicted model, not a curated record
UUGCGUCACAGCCGCCGCCCCGCCCGUUGUUGACGUAACGCGCUGCGUGUCCGCCGGAAACAACGAGACCGGGAGAGGGAGAGAGAGCGGCUGAUUUAUUGAAACAUGGACUCUGAAGACAUUCCUGAGUUUUUAAGCCCGAAAGAAGAAAUUGUUUAUUGGAGAGAACUGUGCAAGACGUUUAAACAGAGUUAUCAGGAGGCCCGUGAUGAACUUGUGGAAUUCCAGGAAGGCAGCAGAGAGCUGGAAGCUGAGCUGGAGACACAGCUGGUGCAGGCCGAGCAGAGGAAUAGAGACUUGUUAGCUGAUAACCAAAGACUUAAAUACGAAGCGGAAACCUUAAAGGAAAAGCUCGAGCAUCAGUAUUCGCAGAGCUAUAAACAGGUUUCUCUCCUGGAGGAUGAGCUGGGUCGGGCUCGAAGCAUUAAGGAUCAACUCCAUAAGUACGUUCGAGAGCUAGAACAGGCCAACGAUGACUUGGAAAGAGCAAAACGAGCAACAAUCGUUUCUCUGGAAGACUUUGAACAAAGGUUGAAUCAGGCGAUUGAAAGGAACGCAUUCUUAGAGAGCGAACUGGACGAGAAGGAGUCUCUGUUGGUCUCCGUGCAGAGGCUAAAAGACGAAGCGCGAGAUUUAAGACAGGAAUUAGCAGUACGAGAGCGGCAGACAGAUGGGACAAGAAAGUCUGCACCGAGCUCCCCUACACUAGACUGUGAGAAAAUUGACUCUGCGGUACAGGCCUCUCUCUCCCUACCUGCCACACCAGUGGGCAAAAUAUCAGACAACAGUUUUACCUCCCCGAAAGGUAUACCAAAUGGUUUUGGAACCACACCGCUCGCUCCUUCCGCCAGGAUAUCUGCACUUAACAUUGUGGGAGACCUGUUGAGAAAAGUUGGAGCCUUGGAAUCCAAGCUAGCGGCAUGCAGGAACUUUGCAAAGGACCAGGCCUCUCGGAAAUCCUACGUCCCAGGAAACUUAAACAGCAGCAGCAGUAGUUUACUAAACAACAGUGGUGCAAAAUACCCCCAUCCUGGGCACACAUCAUUUUUCGACAAAGGGGCAAUGAAUGGGUACGAACCACCUGGGGUUUUAGGAUCACGACCACCGUCUCCUCCAGGCUUGCUCCCCCUGAGCGUAUGAACAAGGGAUGUAACGGAAGGACUUGCAAUAUUCUUUGUGGAUGUUCUGCGAAAUGCGGAGGACAAUACAUGCUUCACAUUAACUUCUUCACUGUCUUGAGGGGCUGGCAGUGCUGCCCCUUGGCAUCAGAGGGGUUAAACUAUUUUUUUCAAGCUGGAUCUGAGACCUCACAAUAUAUUCACUGCUGCCACCGCCUCUGCCACCAUGUGGAUCUGACACCCGCUUCUUCGAGUUCUCUCUGUAUUGUGCUGUGGGCUGUUAAUCGGCGGAGGUUUCAUACUGAGCCAAAGUGUUCCACAGUCUGCUCAUUGAGAAUACUUUAUCAACCGCCUCCCACGCCAGACCUGAAAAAGGCUUUGACGCAGCAGGUGGACCCAGAGGACAAUAAGUUGUCCCUCACCUGCCAAGGAUGCACCGAAUGUAGGAAUCUCACCCCAGAAAAUCCUCCCCUCAAACCACCAAGCUAAGUUACAGGGUUGCUGCUGACUUCGUCAGACUUUUUUUUUUAUUUAAAAUGUAUUUUUGUUUUGUUAAACAGUGUUGAUGAUGUGACCGCUGUGGUCAAACAGGGCUCUUGGUACAUUGUGACUGACUCUUCAAACUGUGUGUUUACAUACAAAUCUCCCCAAACGUUUCCCUCCUUUGAUGUGCCUCUAUAUGUACCUCCUGUUACUUAAAACCAAUCUAAAAUCCCUUCCUCCAUACAAAGUACACAUUGAUGAUUAGUUCAAGGUUCUUGUGUUUGUACAUAUGUCAUUUUUCCAUGUUAAUUCUGACCAUGAGUUCUCCUUUUCCUUUAGAGUUUCAGCGCAAAAUCAUUUAACUUCUCCCUCUGACACACCAGGUGUGUACUAGGCCACUAAACGGUUGCUCUUUCUCCUAACAAUGCAUUAAUCUGGCAUACCCUUCUCCCGCACAUUAUUUUUAAGCACACUUAAUUUUAAAACUUUAGGAAAGUUUAAAUGGUUGAAAUAUAUAUAUAUAUUUUCUUCCCCUCCCUCUGUUCUUACUUGUUGAAGUUGUGAAGACGGUUUACAGUUAUUUUUGUUUUUAUUGUAUAUAGAUUUGUAAACAUAAUAUUUUUUUUGCCUAAGAUAUUUGUACAUAACUUGGGCGUCUGUAGCUCUAUUUAUUGAAAAUUCUAUAUGGCAUGUUUAACGAAGGGCAGUUUAAAAUCUGAUAAUCGCUACACAAACAGAAGUCUCUGCAUCAGGAUUGCAAAUGGCUCUCUGAACUCAACAGUUUUGAAAGAAUAAAAACCUUCAACGUGAAAAAGAA